AUGGCGCUGGACCACGGCGCGUCCGGGCCCGGGAGUCGCAGGCCCCGCUGCUGUACGCGGUGCCGCCAGGCGGCCCCGAGGCGCGGCCGGAGCGGCGGCGCUGCGGCCGCUGCGGCGGCCGGCUGCUGGCCAGGCCGAGGCUCGCCUACGUGGAGUGGCGGCGGCACAUGCUGUGCGCCGUGGCGCGGCCGCGUGAGGCGGCCGAGGCCGCGGUCGCUGCUGUGCGAAUGUUCCGCCGCGCGCCUUCUCCGCGGCGCGGCCGCGCCGCGGCCGGCCCCCGCGCGCCGCGAGCGCGAGCUGGGCCUGGCGUCUGCAGGAGGCGCUGGCGCCGGCCGUGCGCCUGGCCGAUACCCGCGCGCGCCUGGAGCGACUGCGCUCGUGCUGCAGGACGCGGUCGGCGCUCGCGGCCGCGCUCCCGCCCCGCCCUGGCGCUGGCCGACGCGGGCGUGGAGAUGUUUCGACCUGGUGGUGGGGCGGCCUGUGCGCGCGCCCGGGCCGCGGCGCCUGGCUGCUGCAGCCAGCGAGGCCGAGGAGCGCGCGCCGCGCCGCCUCACCGGCCUCAUGCCCGCUCAACCAGGUGGCCGGGCUGCUGGACGCCAGGGCGGGCCGCCCGAGAGCUGGGCCCAGGCCGUGCGCCUCGGCCUGGAGGCUGCAGCGCCUCUACCCGUGCUGCGCCGAGCGCUGCUGCGCAGCGCCCAGCGCGGCGGCCGAGGGCCGCGGGCCGGGGGCCAGCGCCUGAGCCCGCCGGCCCAGCCCUUCCCAGGGGAACUGGUCCCACCCGUCCUCAGAUGA
Molecule: messenger RNA, 792 nt
Organism: Chelonoidis abingdonii (Abingdon island giant tortoise)
Lineage: Eukaryota; Metazoa; Chordata; Testudines; Testudinidae
Gene: EXOSC6
Product: exosome component 6
Source: RefSeq, a predicted model, not a curated record